Messenger RNA from Dracunculus medinensis (Guinea worm), 1176 nucleotides. Lineage: Eukaryota; Metazoa; Nematoda; Chromadorea; Rhabditida; Dracunculidae. The record is from the annotation of a GenBank genome assembly.
AUGGAUAUCUAUAUAAAUGAAAUGUGGAUGGAUCCUGCACUCAACUUUCAACAUUUAUCUCCAUGCAAAGAUAAUUUAUCACUCAAUCAUCAGGUUCUCGAGCGUCUAUGGACGCCGAAUAGUUGUUUUAUUAACAGUAAAAUAGCACAGAUUCACGAUUCUCCAUUCAGGAAUGUCUUUUUGAUGCUCUACCCGAAUGGGACCGUUUGGGUUAAUUACCGAGUUCGAGUAAAGGGACCAUGUGCUAUGGAUCUUUCAAACUUUCCUAUGGAUGUUCAAACUUGCUACCUUAUCUAUGAAAGCUUCAAUUAUAACAAUCAAGAAGUAAGGAUGAGAUGGAAUACGAUAAAUCCUCAACCAGUUUAUCCGAUAGGUCAAAUGGUUUUACCAGAUUUCAAUCUAAUUAGAAUAAAUCCUUCAUUGAGGAUCGAGGCAUAUCCCGCUGGCAUGUGGGAUGAGCUUCAUGUAAAUUUCACAUUUGAAAGGAGAUGUAUAUGGUAUUUUAUGCAAGCAUAUGUUCCAACUUAUUUAACAAUAUUUAUCAGCUGGGUAUCAUUUGCUCUUGGCCCUCGAGCUAUCCCAGCCAGAACCAUGCUUGGCGUAAAUGCAUUAUUGGCAAUGAUAUUUCAAUUCGGUAACAUAAUGAGAAAUUUGCCUCGUGUUUCUUAUAUUAAAGCCAUAGAUGUGUGGAUGCUUGUUUCGAUGACAUUCAUAUUUUCAUCGCUUUUGGAAUUGGCUAUUGUCGGAUACAAAGUGAAAGAUGCCGAUGAUUUCAGUAAAAGAAAAUUGCUUACCAACAAACAGAACUCUCGCAUAGAAUCAAGCCCGAAGGGACUCUGCCACUACCAAAAACGAUUUAUGUUUCCAGCAGACAACUUAGAACUUAAGUGGCAACAAUCAAAAUCAAGAUCGAUUUCUUUAUCAGCUUUUACGGCUGACCAAAUUGAUCGAGUUUCAAGCAUUGCCUUUCCAGCUUUUUUUGCUUGUUUUAAUGUUAGUUCUCUUUUUGAUUUCCGGUUAUAUAUUGGUCGUGGUACACCAAUUUGUCAUUACCAUAGUGACGCGCUUCUGAAGAAGAAAGUUUACAACUUUUUAUCGAUGAUUUUAUAUAAAGAACGCUUUAAAAAACCAAGAAAACCAGUUUCCAGCAAUUUUUCUGGCAGUUCAGCCAUAUAG